UCUGCAUUCCAUCCAUCAAAGCACCCACGAGGCUCGCUGCAGCCUCGAUUCGCUAUCACCUGCAGAUACGCUAAGAUAGCAACCCCGCAUCGUAUUACCACUACAACACCAUACUCACUGCUGCGAUCGACAACGACGGUUCCUGAGUUACUUCGACAAACAACAUCUUCGGAGAGGACCUCUCUGGCCUCACUCCAGCCCACAAUGGGGCUCUUCAAGGCUCUCACCCUUCUGGCACUCACCACAUCCCCUGCCUUUGCAAAGCCAUACCCCGUCCACGAUGAAGAGCUAAUGCAACUCCACAACGCGACUCAAAUCGACAGACGCGCUACGUGCAGCGGUGUGAGCUGCGGCUGGGACAAUUGGCUCUGCUGUCCCUCAGGCUCGACCUGCAUCACUGACGCGAGCAACCAGGCGCAGUGCGGUCCUGCUGGCGCCGCAGCUACAGGCGGCGGAUGGGUGUACUACACAACAACCUGGGUUGAGACCGUCGGCGCCGUGACCAAGACGAGCGUCGGCUCUUCCUACACUGGUGGCAGCGGCGCUGCGACAACCGCUGCGUGCGGUAACAGCCAGAACCCGUGUGGGAGCGUCUGCUGCGACUCUGGAUUCUACUGCAAAGCCUCUGGUACCUGCGCGCUGAUCGCCGGCGGGAGCUCAGGCGGUAUCGUGCCUACUGUGUCUGCGUCCGCACCCGUGCGACCUACAUCUUCGACUUUGGUGGUUAUCACAUAUACCGGCACCCCCACCGCAACAGUACCCUUCCAAACCCCCAUCCCCACAGGCGCAAACGGCUCCCUCACCGAGACCGACGCCUCUAACGGCCUCUCCGGCGGCGCAAUCGCCGGAAUCGUCAUUGGCGUCAUCCUCGGUAUCUUGCUCCUUCUCCUCCUCUGCCUGUUCUGCUGCGCCCGCGCUUUGUUCGACACACUCCUCGGCAUCCUGGGUAUUGGAGGUAAGAAGCGCAAGCACACGCACGAAGAGACGACAUACAUCGAGGACCACCAUCACUCUGGCGGCGCCGCGGCGGGAGGCAGAUGGUAUGGCCAGGGACCCAGUAGGCCGAACAGGCCGAUGAGCGAGAAGAAGUCGGGCAUUGGGAAGGGGCUUGGUAUGGCGGCUGCGCUGGGCGGGUUGGCGCUUGCGCUGGGAUUGAAGAAGAAGCAUGAUAGGCGGGAUGAUAAGAGUACCACCGUCUCUGGGUCAUCGUACUACUACAGUGACUACACAUCAUCUAGUAGCGCAAGUUCAUCAGACCGCCACACACGGCACACGAGGCAUUCGAGUAGACGAUAGGAUCCUUCCAACUCGUCAGCUUCGCGCUGAAGCUUGUACAAACGCUCCUCUUCUUUUACGACUUCGCGUCAAUGUUUGCACAUGGGCGGUUCAUUUGCAUUUCGCAGUACCUACGGGGCUGCUUUGGCG
This is a messenger RNA of Macroventuria anomochaeta, 1425 nucleotides long. RefSeq lists its product as uncharacterized. The coding region runs from base 205 to 1296 and encodes 363 amino acids. NCBI's taxonomy places the organism in Eukaryota, Fungi, Ascomycota, Dothideomycetes, Pleosporales, Didymellaceae. The record is from RefSeq and is a predicted model, not a curated record. The transcript has 2 exons.